Messenger RNA from Daucus carota subsp. sativus, 2757 nucleotides. Its product is annotated as kinesin-like protein KIN-14L. The record is from RefSeq and is a predicted model, not a curated record. Gene Ontology annotation, biological process: microtubule-based movement. Gene Ontology annotation, cellular component: microtubule cytoskeleton. The transcript has 15 exons. The coding region runs from base 108 to 2453 and encodes 781 amino acids. NCBI's taxonomy places the organism in Eukaryota, Viridiplantae, Streptophyta, Magnoliopsida, Apiales, Apiaceae. Gene Ontology annotation, molecular function: microtubule binding; microtubule motor activity.
AAUUCAUAUUGAUAAACCCUGUAUAAAUAGGACGUCGCUCAAUUUCUCCAUAACAUCUACUACAAACUCCUUCAGAGGCUAGCUACUCGGUUUUAUUCUCGAGUAAAAUGGAGAAUUCUGUGGUGAAAACUCAACAUGAAACCAACUUGGCUGCCAGAAAAGCUGAAGAAGCAGCCUUGAGAAGGUACCAAGCUACUGAAUGGCUAGACAGCCUAGUUGGGCCUCUUGGCAUAACAAAGCAGCCCUCUGAGAAAGAAUUCAUAUCUUGUUUGAGAACUGGUUUGGUCCUGUGCAAUGCAAUCAACAAGACUCAGCCAGGAUCAGUCCAAAAGGUUGUGGAGACGCAAUUGCCAUCUGGAUUGCCUUCUUCGGAUUCACAGCCAUUGCCAGCUUUUCAGUACUUUGAAAAUGUCAAGAACUUUUUGGUAGCAGCACAAGAGUUGAAGUUAACCACUUUUGAAGCACCUAUUCUUGAAAGGGACAAUUUGGAGGCUGGAGCAUCAACUAAAGUAGUUGAUUGCAUUCUAGAGCUUAAAGCUUUGCAUGACUGGAAGCAGAUGAAUGGAGGAAAUGGAUUUAAUAAGCCUCCAAGGACCCCAUUUACAAUUCAUUCUGUAGGUAAGAUGCAUUCACAAGUUUCUGAGGAAACUUCUUUGGACCGAGCUCAUAGGAGACUGGAAAUGACCGCAAGCUGCAAUAUAGAAACACCUGCUGAGAGUGAAACCCAUAAUCUUGAAGAGUUAAUUGUAGGGACUCUUGCUCAGUGUAUGGUGGAUAAGAAGGAAAACAUUGAUGCUAACUUUCUUACAUCCAUCCGCAGUAGAAAUCCGGAUACACUCAAUUCUUUAUGCAAGAGUAUGUCAAGCUGUUUACAAGAACAAGGACAGAAAAUGCUACCUAAGGUGAAACCAACCCUAAAGGAUCUUUUAAGAGAAGAAGGUGAUUCCAUCACACAAUUGAGAACAAAAGUAACAGAAAGUUCAAUUGUUGGCGACAAGAAGUGUCGCGGAGCUUGCUCAGGUAAAGGUUACCGUAACCAUGAAAAGCUUCUCAAGAUGCAAGAAAAUGAACUUUCAAAACUUAAGUCAUUGCUCUCAAGAACAAAGACAGAGUUUGGAGACUUGCAGUCUCAGUUGCAAACAGACAUGAAACUGCUGGAGAGUCAGGUGCAGGAGAUGUCUACGGCAGCCCUUGGUUACUAUAAGGUUGUUAAAGAGAACAAGAACUUGCAUAACAAGGUGCAGGUUCUAAAAGGAGGUCUUGAAAAAACCAUAAAGGUUGUUGAUGUUAGUUCAGAAGAGGCGGAACUUCUAAAAGAGCUUGAGAGACUCAAAACGGCAUUGUCUAACAAGGAACUUCAGAGUUCAGAAUUGAGUGGUCUCAAGGAAAUCAAAUCACCUUCAGAUAAGUCAAAAUCAGUGACCAAUGAAACUUCAAAACGGGCUCGAAGGCUAAGCGCUGAAACUUUCGGCAUAGACAGAAGAGAGAAACCUCAGGGGAAUAAACCCAAUGAAAUAAAAAUGUUACGUAGUCCUUCUGUUGUGACGACUCCACCAAGGUUGAGCCUAGGAAACCACUCCACCCAGAAGGUGGAAAAAUCAUCAAGUGUCCGAAGAUUAAGCAUUGAGAACCACCCCACUGAGAAGGUGGGAAAAUUAUCAAGUGUCCGAAGAUUAAGCAUAGAGAACCACCCCACUGAGAAGUUGGGAAAAUUAUCAAGCGUCCGAAGGUUAAGCACCGGAACUUCCAUUGCAGGUAAUUUAGGGAAAGCACGGGAACCUAAAGGAGCAAAGUAUAUGUUUGAGAAAGCUGAGGCAAUUCAGAAGAGAAAUACCCAUCAAUCCCGAAGGUUAAGCAGUGAAACUGGAAAUAAUGCAAAGACAGCAUAUCUGGAAGACCAAAAAGUGCUCAAGACUCCUGUACAAAAUCGAAUUAAAAGACUAAGUUUGGAAGGUCCGCGAUAUGAAAACAAAGACUUCUUGAAUACACAAAGGCCUGCUCUGCCGCAGGCUGCAAUUUCUGGUUCAAAGCCAAAAGCAGGUGAUUUUAGACGUGAGGUACCUCAUCAAAUGGCUUCUAAGCGUCCUGUUUCUGAUUGUCAAGUGGUAAGACUUGAAAAGGACAAUUAUUCGAGAAGUCAGCUGAUUGAAUCAUCGGAGUCGCAGACAGCUAGUGGGAAAGCUACUACAAAUGGAAAAAAAUCUCAGAUACAGAAAUCACUUUGCGCCAUUGGGAAAUUGAUUAAUGGUUCUGAGAAAAGGACGCCUGAUAUGAAGUUGCCAGAUCCAUGCGAUGGGAGGAAGUUGAGAAGACAGACGCUGGCUGGGAAUUGGUCCCCAGUCAAGUCGAGUACACCCUCAUUUGGAGUCAAAUCAAGUGGCAAUCGUUUAUCACGUGCCAUUACACCACCUCCAGUCCGUCCUUCUGACAAGUCUCCAAGACGCUGGCAUUAGAUAUUUUAACUGGGCAAAUGAAAAGGGCUUAAUACUGACAUGUGCUGAUACUUGAGAUGGGAAACAAUAGUGUUCAAUUCUCCCAUUGCUUGUGCUAGGUAUCUUCAUUGUCAAACUUUAACUAGCCUAAGUAGCCGUAGUCAGGAUGAUCAAAUAGCUUCUGCUUUUUAAAACUAGAAAGUUGAUGAGAUGUCAAUUUCCAGAGUUUUGGUUUAUUAAAAUUUGAGCACUUGAGAAUCCAGUUAUAUUUGAUGAAUGUUGGUUUCCGUUUAUCAUUGUGGCAGGAUUGAUAAAAUUUUCUAUG